GGGAGAGUCAGAGACAGUCACAAAAGCAGGUUCCAGUAACCGCUGGGAUUUAAAGACGGAUUUCAUUCUCUAACUUGUGCACUUUCCUGUUGCAGACAAUAGUGAAGGUAGAACCAGCUAUUAGGCAACAAAAGACUUAUCCUCCAGUUCUCAGAGUGAAAUGCGGAUUUACAUCUUUCCUUGAAUAAUUAGCUUUUUCCCCACAUGCCUAGUGGAAAUGCUGCAAACAGCUCAAAUGAGUCCUGGACUACUGGACAAGCAAAACAUCAGCGAAAAUGAAAUUUCUGCCUAUAGUAUAGGCCAAGGAUCUCCUUUGCCUGGGGAAACAGCCAGCCCCCGAAGCUGUUUUCAGAGCCCAUGCUUGCCAGACUCUGGAUUAACAGAAUUUAAUGUUGCAAGUCCCAAGAUCGGUCCUCUUUCCCUAGGUAAACAGCAGGAGAUGUCUGCUCUGACCGACCCUGGGCUUAGCACGGACCCCCCUCAGAGGCAGUAUGUAGGUGUGAGGGUAAGACUGCCCGUGCGGGAACUUCUGCGAAAGAUUCGCCUUUCCAAAGGCAUGGACCCCAAUGACACCAAGGACGAACGACAAACAAAAGCAACUAAAGGAUGCUCAGGAAGAGCAGAAAAAAGAAGAGCUCACCCUUAUACAGAGAAACAGCCCAAACAGAGCAAGAACAGUUCUGGGAAAUCACGAAAAGCCUUGGAGGACCUCGACAUCCUGGUGGAGGUACUGGAGGAAGAUUUGAACCGCAGCCAAUCUAAGCUAGAGUCCCUGAGUCCUCAGCCAGCCUGCUUCACAGUCUUCCCAGACCUGCCAUCUGCUUGGUGGGAAGCUGAAGGCAGCACCUCACUAGCUGGUAGCCCUCCAGAAAGCUGCCAGGACUUGACAAAAUUGCAGCCAUGCCAGCUGUUCCCCAGUUGUAAUGCACUACUGAGCAGACAGGCAGAGAAUUAUUACGAGGAUGAUUAUACAAAAAUGCAACCCCCAAGGUCCUCGGAAGUACCACUCCCAAAUCCAAGCAAGGAAGAGAGCAGCUGGCAGAUGCAAGCUACAUCAGCCAAGUAUUCCCAGAGGAACUUCCAGGGACUUUCUGGACAAGAUAGGCAUUUCUGCCACAACCUGCCUGGACAAAGGCCAGAGAAGAUUGUGGGAACUAGUCCAAACUCCCUAGACUGUGUGACACAUUUGAAGUCAACUUUGGGGGCCCUCUCACGGCAGGACCUUUCUGCUGUCUCUUUCUUCCAGUUCCAGCUCCACUGGGAAGAGAAUCUCCUGAGAAAUAUUCCAGUGGACAAGUUGCUUGAACCUGAUGAAAAUGGAAACAGGCUGCUGCACAAAGCUGUCACUCAGGGAAAGAGAGCACUGGUUUAUGCACUUGCACGGAGAUACGCAUGUCUGAACAAAAUUGAUGAGAAGGACGCAGCAAAACGGACUGCUUUACACCUAGCUGUUGAAAAGAACCAGCACCUGAUGGCCAGUGACCUGAUUUCCCUGGGAGCUAAUGUCAAUGAACAGGACAGUUUGGGGAAAACGCCACUCCAUCUCAGUGCAGAGAAUGGAUACUUGAGAGUUUUGGAAGUUCUGAGAAACUGUGAGGCAAGGGGCCUGCAAGUGGAAGUGAACGUACCGGAUCAUUAUGGUUUAACCCCAUUACAUUGUGCAGCACGUGCUCACACUAUGUUAAUGGUGGAAGCCCAAAGAAAAGACAUCACCACCGAUGCAAGGAGGUUUCUCAAGUUGCGCAGAGAUCAAAUUCUUGAGGGAAUCAGCUGCUUACUACAAAUGGGUGCAGACCAUGGCCUGCAGAUACUGAAAUCCUAUCAAACUACAACUUCCUAUUUAAAAGCCCAAGAGAAUCAUGAGCUGAUGCUUUUCCUGCAGUCUCACAGCCACAUGGGGCAGGACUUUUCUCAAGAGGGCUGCAGCUUGCCAAGCAGCCUGAGAGGAAUGACCUUUCCAGACCUACCAGAAGAAGUUUCUGAGCUUCUUCCCACUUUAAACACGUGCUCAUAGAUGUUUGAUAAAAAAGGCAAAGAUGAAUAUGUUUCAAGUGUGUUUUCUACUUGUGACUCAGAAGAAAGUGACGGUGAGAAGAUUGGAAGUCAAAAGGAAGAUGACAUCAACUCAAAAAGGAAGAACGCAGACUAA
This is a messenger RNA of Gavialis gangeticus (Gharial), 2149 nucleotides long. Its product is annotated as NF-kappa-B inhibitor zeta-like. The transcript is spliced from 12 exons. Gene Ontology annotation, molecular function: POU domain binding; DNA binding. NCBI's taxonomy places the organism in Eukaryota, Metazoa, Chordata, Crocodylia, Gavialidae. The record is from RefSeq and is a predicted model, not a curated record. Gene Ontology annotation, biological process: regulation of gene expression. Gene Ontology annotation, cellular component: nucleus.